AUGGGCGGGUUAGUUCCGGCUGAAGGCGAUCGUCCCAAGUUUGCACAAUUGUACAUUCAUGACACUCAAAAUGAGGUCCAGAAUAGAAUGAAUUUCUUCCCAACAGAUCCAGAGGCAAACCCAUUAAGGGAGGAUAUAGUUCAAGGCCUAAAAGAAAUGCUCGACAACAAUAACAUAUUGGUCCAAACAUUUCGUUCAGCUAGAGAUCGAAUAAUGGAUCGUGAUCUUGAACAAGUACAUGUGAAGCUAUGUGCAAGAAGGAUUGGCGAUGGAAGGGAAUAUGAAUUGCCUACUGGCAAUGAAAUUGCUGCACUGAUAGUUGAUGAUGCUGGACAGAACUCAUUUGAGCCGGACAUCAUUGUCCAACAACAAAGCUCAGAACUACAACGUAUCAGCUUAUAUCAUCCAAGUUUGAUGGCUUUACAGUACCCAAUAUUAUUUCCAUUUGGAGAGGAUGGAUGGCAUCCAAAUAUUGAACAGUGUCCAGAGCUUGAUGAGGAUAAUGAAAAAGAACCUAAGAUGGUAUCACAAUGUGAUUACUAUAGCUACCGACUACAAACAAGGUUUGAUCAAUCGAAUUCAUUGUUGUUGGCCGGUAAGCUGCUGCAACAAUAUGUAGUCAAUGCAUAUGCUUUGGUGGAAGCUGAGCGCCUUGACUGGAUAAGAAAUAAUCAGUCAAAAUUGCGACGCCAUUAUUACAGUGGAUUGGUUGAUUCGUUUCUACGGGGUGAUACAGAUCUAAAGUUGACUGGGCAACAUAUCAUUUUGGCGUCCACACACACAGGCAGCCCUCGGUACAAAUAUGAGAAUUUCCAAGAUGCUAUGGCAAUAUGUCGUUGGACUGGGUAUCCAGAUUUGUUUAUUACAUUUACCUGCAAUGCUAACUGGCCGGAGAUUCAAUUCAUGGUGGAUAUUAUUAAAGCCAACGGCCGCAAGGAUUACAACCGAGCAGAUGUCAUUGCCCGAGUCUUUAGACUAAAGUUACUACAAUUGAUGCUUGAGAUUAGAGACAAACAAAUCUUCGGCAAGACCUCUGGUUAUGUUCAUGCAAUUGAGUUCCAGAAGCGCGGACUUCCACACGCUCAUAUCUUAGUUUUCUUGGCUGCAGAAGAUAAGCCUGCCACCCCAACAGAGAUCGACUCUAUUAUCUCCGCAGAAAUUCCUGAUCAGAACCUUGAUCCUGAAGGUUAUAAUGCCGUGACCUCUUUCAUGAUACAUGGUCCAUGUGGACCUUCAUCUCCAAAUGCCCAAUGCAUGAAAAAUGGUAUUUGCACAAAACACUUUCCAAAACAAUUCUGUACUCAAACUACAAUUGAUGAAAAUGGUUUUGCUAAGUAUCGCCGGCAAGACACAGGAACUGUGACAGUUAAUCGAACCGAAGUUGAUAAUCGUUAUGUUGUUCCUUAUAAUCGGUAUUUGCUCUUGCGUUUUGGUGCACAUAUCAAUGUUGAGUUCUGCAAUCGUUCAAGGGCCAUAAAGUACUUAUUCAAGUACAUUAACAAACCCGCCGAUCGAGCUACAUCAACAUUAGUCGGGAACCAGAUAUCAAACACAAAUACACAAGUUUCAGACAGUUCUGCAGGGGCAAGACAUAUUGACGAAGUCAAAGCUUUCCUGGACUGUCGAUAUGUAACAGCCAGAGAAGCCUGUUGA
Molecule: messenger RNA, 1653 nt
Organism: Linum trigynum
Lineage: Eukaryota; Viridiplantae; Streptophyta; Magnoliopsida; Malpighiales; Linaceae
Source: the annotation of a GenBank genome assembly